AGCCGGUUUGACUAUGUCUGUGGUAGCUGUGUGCACGCGGGGCUGGGUUGUGGAUGCACGCUCUCUCAUUGAUCGGGGCUAUUCACGUUGCAUCCGACUGACAGAUACGAAUCACAAGACACACGUGAAGUGUCGUUUUAAAAGGCAGUGUUUUCAGAUUUUAACAAGCCACUACAGUGAGAGAGCCAGUGUUGCUGUGGAUGGAGGAAACACCGACACGCUGCAGAGAGCAGACAGACCAUCAAAGAAGAGGAAACGAAAACACAGUGAACUCAACCAGGGGGAAGUUGACUCACAGGCCUUCCAUGAGAAGAUCAGGUCUGUCAUCCUGGAGGGAACCAAGUCUUUGGUGGAUUCCGCCCAAUCCCUCGGAUACCUGAAAGGAGCUUCAGACACAGUGAAAGAGCCUCUUCCCUCUCAGGAGUGCAGCCUUGCCGCUCUCUGUGAAAUGGCGAAAGAGCUCCCUCUAGUGGCCGAUGAGGAGCAGGAGUGUGUUCAGCCACUUGUUGCUGAGGAUGGCCGAACGUCUCAUGUGGACUUGUUCUCUCGGGUUACAGAGAACAAGGCGGACUGGGCUGCAGUGGUCACUCUGAUGGGAGAGGAAUAUGUAGUACCCCCACACACAGCCUUCCUCCUCUCUGAUUUCACAAGAACACAACCCCUUGUCCACUGUGGAAGAAGGUAUGACUUAAUAGUUAUGGAUCCACCGUGGGAAAACAAGUCUGUGAAAAGGAGUCGCAGGUACAGUUCUUUGCCCUCAUCCCAGCUGAAACAGCUUCCUAUUCCUCAACUGGCCUCCCCGAACUGUUUAGUGGUCACCUGGGUCACAAACCGGCCCAGCCACCUCCGUUACGUCCGGGAUGAGCUGUAUCCUCACUGGGGGGUGGAAGUUGUGGCCGAAUGGUUCUGGGUCAAGGUGACCACAUCUGCAGAGUUUGUGUUUCCUCUGGAUUCACAUCACAAGAAGCCUUAUGAGGUGCUGGUGCUGGGCCGAUAUCGUUCCUCUGCAGAUAACUCCACAUGCCCUCCAGAGACAACAGAAGUUCCUGUGGAGGAUCAGUGUUUGAUUGUCAGCGUCCCGUCAGCUCUCCACUCCCAGAAGCCCUCACUCUCAGAGGUGUUGAAGCCCUUCAUCGGAGCAGAAGCCAACUGCUUGGAGCUGUUUGCCCGAAGUCUUCAGCCUGGAUGGACCAGCUGGGGCAACGAAGUGCUCAAAUUUCAGCACACGAGCUAUUUCACUUUGACGCCUGCAGAAGAUGGAGCAGACGUCCCUAAAGACGAGAGCGCAGACGACCGCACAGACAAACCCACAGUGGCACCAGUGUGUAGCUCACCUAAAGAAUCGUCUCCUCCCCAUCACUGUCCCACCACUGCGGACUAAUGACUGACCUUUGAGCCACAUAGGUAUUUCACUGUGCUUUCAAUAAAGAUUCAACGCCAGAAUACUUCUAUACCAGUUCCUUUUGAUCUGUACUUCUCAUGUAUGUGGAACCUUUGAUUUCUCUUUGGGGGGUCUACGUACAUUUUUAAGUGAAUCACAGGGCUGAUGAUGCAUGUAGAGAGAUGAAAGUGCAUUUUUGUGCAGCUAUGUUUUUAACUUGCAACAUUUAGAUAAACACUAGAGUUGUUUUUUUUUUGCUUUUGAGUAAUCUUUGGCACAAUAUGUGUCUUAAGGAUGAUCAAAGCAUUUCUAUUUUUACUCAUUUCAUGUUGUUUUGAACUGAAUUUCAAAAUGUUUCCCACUUCUAAUGAAAGAAACCGUUUCAUAUUGAAUGAAUUUGCUUGCAGCCGUCCUUUAACAGAACUUUUCUGUUAAGUUUUUGAACAACACACUGCUGUAUACUGUCAAGGACGCCCUGGUCUGCGCUUGCAUAAUAUGUGCGUUAGUGUUCCUUGUUUCCACUGAAAGACGCACCCUUCCCUGUGUCACACUCCUAACCGACAGCACAGCCAUUAACCUACCUUUUCCUAUCGGGCAGGGCCGCUCUAAUGAGUCUGUGGUCUCCAGAGAGAGGAGAGCUGGCAUGGUGGUGUUGUGUGGACGAGCAGGGCUGUCUUUAAAGCAGAGGAGAAUGAGUUACGGCUACUGCAGCACAGAACACGUAACAGCUAAUGAAGCCGGAAUGUGACUGCAGCAGGAUCAUUUACACAUUAGCUUGUCAUGCUCUCUGUCUCUCUCUCUCUCUCACACACACACACACACACACACACACACACACACACACACACACACACCAAUACACCAGUCUAUACAUCUAUUUAUCCUGAUCUGCAUUUUUAUUUGUGGGGGAAAUGUGUCCAGAUAAAGACAAGCUAUUAAGCCAUGUUUAAUGUGUGUUUAAUGUGUGUUUUGAAUCAGCUAAACUUUACAGCACUUCACAGAACCCUCCACCACCUACUAGUGGUUUUGAGGUGUAACUGCAGAGUAAUACAGACACCACCGCACAAGUAUAAAUGCUCACAACGGCAUAGGUCACAUGUGUAGGCUAUGGCGUAGGCUCUGCAUAGAGCUGAGGCACAAGUAUGAGUCCAGCUUAAAAUAUAGCAAGGCUAAAAUGUAAUGUACUAACAUGUAACACAUUCUCACUCCGACCUCGUCAUAUAUUGACGUUUUGAUCGCAGACUUUCCAUGUCCACAUACGAUGUGCAAGGUACCCUGGGUGCGUUGGUUGGUGAUGUUCUGGGACGCCGUGUCAAGUUCUCUUCUUUCAAGAUACAUUUUUGGUUUUCACAAGAAAUUUAAUGUUUACAUACAGUCUCUUUCAGAAUAAACACACAACAUUGGUACAACACCGCAAAUUGACAUUUUUUUUUCCUUCAACAACUAACACACAUGGUUAGGUUUAGGCAACAAAAGCAUGUUUUUAGGUUUAGGAAAAAGGAACAGGGUUUAGCUUUAGGAUCUUACGGGACACAAACACCGCUCUCUCGGGUGAAAGUUGUGUUUUUUUGGAUCCAUCCACCACCACUCCCCUCCCCCGCCCUACUCAGACUUUCGCUACCUUAACUUUCGUUCUAGCCCCGCCAUGUUUCCCCCUGAUGCCGCUGGGCGCCGAGAAACUAUAACAGCAACUGUCUGCCUAUCAUGCUGACCUUAAAGGAUGCCUUUAUUCGUUGGCUUCUGGCGCUACAAGUCACUACCCAAGCGCCAGAUUUCGAAAACUUCGGAGUGAGGUCCUUAUCAGGGCCAGACAUUGAAAACUAGUGGAUAAGGGUAGGAUGUCGGGUACAAUCUGCCAGAUUGCUUCAUACAAAUUAAAGUAUGAAAUCUUGGGGUAUGUGGGGUAAAUGUGUUCAACAAAUAGUGACGUAAAUAACUUAACUGACUUGUGUACUGAUAUACAUGCUGUGGUUUGUUAUCUAAGCAAUUCACCCCAUACAGUCGCUGUGUUGUCAUUCUGUACAAUGCAGGACAUAUCCUUCUUUCACCCUUUCAAAGCCUCAACAUAAGGAGGUGCAAAAUACACAUACAACUGGUCAAAGGUUAAUACUAACAAGUGAGAAACAACAUAACAGGUAAGAGUCAAAUGUCAUGAUGAAAUGUCUUUUGUGUGGAGGAGGUGGGGAUGUACUCUACAGUGCCAACCAGGUCGCUAUGGAUUUCUGGUUAUUGUCUGUGUUCCCACGGAAACCGAAGAAAAAUCAAAUAAUUCUCGUCACUUAUCCUUGAAAUUCUCUCAGAAAGAGUUCCUUUAUGAAGUGUGCUAUAUAUCAACUGAAGAGGCAAAUGACGCACACAAAGUUACGUGCAUGAUGCAUUUUAUUUCCAGUGAAUUUUCAAUGACGUUUUUUUCUCUUUCUGCUCUUUCAAAGCUUAUUUAUCAUUUGUCCAGCUCAUUGUUCAACUAUUGUUACACCUCUGCUAAGAUUAGAGACUUAGUUCUGAUAGUGUUCAUAUAAAGAAGUCUGAAUGGGUGUUUUAAUUCUUCAUUAGUAUUUCUGAGACAUUCAUUGAGACAAAGUACAAAAAGAUGGAAUUAGAUCAUAACAGAGCCUACCUGAACUCUACCCAAUCACACCACCACUGUCCCAAAUAUCUGUCAUUUUCUUCCCCCUUCUCAUUACUCUUUGUUCUUUGAACAAUAGCCAUCAUCUCUGACGACGCAAUCAGUCCCUAAAAGCCUACAACGUACUGCCGAGUGAUGUCACUGUGAUCAUCAUCUCUCUUCCAGGCGCCAGCGGAUGGAGAGUGUCCUGUCAAACUCAAGAUGAAGCACCGCAGUAAAGACCUAGUCAUCCCCUCCUCCUCCAGCCCCCCCUUCCUCCUCUGCUAAAUGAGGUUGUACACCAAGAGCAGGAGCUUCACCUCAAAUUGCCAGAUGUCAGUCAGCUGAGCGCUGAUUGCUGCUGGCUUUGUGGGGAGAAGAUGGAGGACAAGGAGUGUUGAUACGCCAGAUUUCCUUCAACAGUUUCCCCUAAUGUGCAGUAGGAUUUUUCCCAGCCUCAAAUGAUGACCACCAAGAACAUUAUAAAGUCAACCUCAUUGAUCUUACUGGCAGAUGGCCUGUAAUUGGCACAACCAAUGAAACCAAUUAUAAGUAGUGGAUAAAUAAUAUAUAAAUCUGACUGGGUUGAGAGAUGACUAAUGGGAAAAGAAGACUCAAAAUUCUGCUACACAAAUUUGUACUCAGGACUUUAUUUAAAUAACAG
This is a messenger RNA of Epinephelus fuscoguttatus (brown-marbled grouper), 4650 nucleotides long. It is a transcript of the gene mettl4, whose product is annotated as methyltransferase 4, N6-adenosine. The coding region runs from base 14 to 1381 and encodes 455 amino acids. Gene Ontology annotation, cellular component: nucleus; cytosol; RNA N6-methyladenosine methyltransferase complex. NCBI's taxonomy places the organism in Eukaryota, Metazoa, Chordata, Actinopteri, Perciformes, Serranidae. The transcript has 8 exons. Gene Ontology annotation, molecular function: RNA methyltransferase activity; site-specific DNA-methyltransferase (adenine-specific) activity; nucleic acid binding. The record is from RefSeq and is a predicted model, not a curated record.